Molecule: messenger RNA, 651 nt
Organism: Gongylonema pulchrum
Lineage: Eukaryota; Metazoa; Nematoda; Chromadorea; Rhabditida; Gongylonematidae
Source: the annotation of a GenBank genome assembly
AAGAAAAUUUUGGCGGAUCUGUGGCAUGAGAUAUUGUGUGCUGAUGUACCUCUGGCAUUCCAUAAUGGUUUGAUUGAUUUGACAUUUAUCUAUCAGCAUUUCUACGCUGAGCUACCGGAAAAAUUAGACGAAUUUCUUACGAAUAUAUCGGAUUGGUUUCAUUUGCAAGAAGGCGAUUCGAAGGGAUUCUAUGAUUCGAAAUUUGUAGCCAAUGCAGAGGAGGAUUUCGCUGUGUCCUACUUGGGAUAUUUCGAUUACGCUCUUGCAACUUCGAUCCUGAAAGAUACGAUUGAUGUGGUGGACUGUAAGCUUCCCGAUUGUUUCUACCAGUCUGUAAUACAACAGAAUACGGUCAGUGAUGAAACGGCCCGAUUGGUCUGCGAACAUUACGCGAAAUAUGGAUGUUGCUGUGAUACAUGUCGUCUUAUACAUAAUGUCGAUGUUGUGCUCGAUUUAGAAGAGCAAAAACGAGCAAAAGUAAGUAUUUCCACUUUUUUGCUUUAUCGAAUUAUUGUACAACAAAAUUUUGUCCCACCAUCUGUUUCUAAUUCCUUGCCAAAAGUGAUAACACUAUCGAAAAAGCCAGAGUUUUCAUGUCGGAAUGUUAUCGAAUUGUUAGCUGCUGGCAAUUUUCGCGAUUUAGUAUUUUAA